AUGAUCUCUCUUGGCCAUCAUUGGCUCUUCUUUUCCGUGUACCUGUUGGUCUUCCUCGUGGGAAUGCCCCUCAACGUGAUGGCCCUGGUGGUCUUCGUGGGCAAGCUGCGCCGCCGCCCGGUGGCCGUGGACUUACUUUUGCUAAACCUGACCCUGUCGGACCUGCUCCUGCUGCUGUUCCUGCCGUUUCGCAUGGUGGAGGCAGCCAGUGGCAUGAGAUGGCUCCUGCCCUUCAUCUUAUGCCCCCUCUCUGGGUUUCUUUUCUUCACUACCAUCUACCUCACCUCCCUCUUCCUGAUGGCUGUGAGCAUCGAACGUUUUCUGAGCGUGGCCUACCCACUGUGGUACAAGACUCGGCCACGACUGGCCCAGGCUGGUCUGGUCAGUGGCAUCUGCUGGUUCCUGGCGUCUGCUCACUGUAGUGUGGUUUAUGUCAUUCAAUACUGGGGAAACACCACCCACAGCCAGGGGAUCAAUGGAACCUGCUACCUGAAAUUCCGGGAGGACCAGCUGGCCGUGCUCCUGCCUGUACGACUAGAGAUGGCUGUGGUCCUUUUCAUGGUGCCCCUUUGCAUCACCGGUUACUGCUACAGCCGGCUUGUGUGGAUUCUCAGCCGGGGAGCCAGCCGGCGCCGGCGCAAGAGGGUGAUGGGGCUUCUGGCAGCCACACUGCUCAUCUUCUUCGUCUGCUUCGGCCCCUACAAUAUGUCCCACGUGGUGGGCUAUGUCCGGGGUGAGAGUCCAACCUGGCGGAGCUACGUGCUCCUCCUCAGCACGCUCAACUCUUGCAUCGACCCCCUUGUCUUCUACUUCUCAUCCUCCAAGUUCCAAGCCGACUUUCAGCAGCUCCUGGGGAGGCUGACCAGAGGUUGUGUGCCGUGGACUCAGGAAGUCAGCUUGGAACUGAAGGUAAAGGACGGAGAAGAGCCGUCCAAGGAGUGUCCAAGCUAG
This is a messenger RNA of Peromyscus eremicus (cactus mouse), 951 nucleotides long. It is a transcript of the gene Ffar3, whose product is annotated as free fatty acid receptor 3. Gene Ontology annotation, cellular component: plasma membrane. The transcript has a single exon. Gene Ontology annotation, biological process: cellular response to fatty acid; G protein-coupled receptor signaling pathway. Lineage: Eukaryota; Metazoa; Chordata; Mammalia; Rodentia; Cricetidae. The record is from RefSeq and is a predicted model, not a curated record. Gene Ontology annotation, molecular function: G protein-coupled receptor activity. Bases 1 to 951 code for a protein of 316 amino acids.